AUGAGCUUCACAAAGACGCCCAGCCUGCCCUCAGCUUCCACUCAGCUCCGACCUCUCAGCGUAUCGAAGAUGGUAGUGUACGCUCGUGGAAACCAUUGUGACCGAAUUCAUUGGGGGUUGCACGAAGUCACGAGGAUCUCUGUAAUACCAACGUCGAGCAACGGAGAUUUGGCGGAUUCGCUCUUUGAAGCCACGGUCUUCACCAAGGCAACGUUAUCCCUUCCUUUCCCUCAUAUUCCGGCUUAUCGCAAAGAAAAACAAUUUGCCGACUUUGAAACCCUGCGCGCAGCCAUUUGUCGUGCCGUGGACGUGACUCACUUGCUGUCGCGCUGCAGAUUCUGCAAAGCGAUACAAGCGCACUGCGCUAACAGCUCUCUCGAAAAGCAAGACGACAAGACUCACCUCGCUCUAGAGCAGCUCAUGAACGACAUCGUUGCGCUUCUUGUUCCUCUUCGCUGCUCGCUUAAAAAGCGCGUGUGCUGCGGAAAGCUGCAGUGCUGGCACCUCCUAUCCCGAUUUCUUUGUCAAGAGCCGGGGCUCUACGAGUGUUGGUCGGCUGCGGGCGUCGAGAUGUCGGUCGUGUCAUCUGACGAUCAGGUCAGGUUCAUGAUUGAUAAUGACUCGCAUUUUUCGUCCACUUCAGAAUUGGCUUCGUCCGGCUCAUAUUUUCCAGCCAUGCAGACGCAAAAGCAAGAAAAGACUCGUUCACCUUCACGAGGCAGCAGCCUCAGCGCUGUGUCGAGUAUCUCAGCAGCAAAACCGGCGUCAAGUGCCUCCGCCUCCCAGCGUCGUCAGCUGACACUUCACGAGGUCGAAAGUUUGAUUGUUUCCACUGCCGCAUCGCGCCGUCAAGGCACUACGUACUACACACUGGAAGUGUAUACCGGCACGUCGACCCCCAUCGAUGUACAUUCAAAGCUAAGCGGUAGUGAAGCGGCUCGGCAACCAGCCUACAAGGUUGACAAGACGCAAGUGGACUUUCUUACUUUCCGUCAGGCGCUUUACAGCGCGUCCCACUUGGCACACACGUCAGUCUCCUGUGAGUUUUGCAAGGAGAUGAUGAUGUACACUGGUCUUGACAGCGGGGACACAAAGUUCGGGAGCAGCGUGCUACGGCGACUCGUUGGUCGUGAAAAGAUAAGUCGGUCGCUGCAGCAGUUCGUGGACGGUGUUGUUGACAUCCUCAUCCACUUUGCCUGCAUUGAGGGAACGCCGUGGUGCUCAGGCCAAGUCCAAAGUCAUCAAGUCAUGCGUCAAUUUCUCCUGCCUCGUGCUUUGGACAGCUAA
Molecule: messenger RNA, 1287 nt
Organism: Phytophthora infestans T30-4
Lineage: Eukaryota; Oomycota; Peronosporomycetes; Peronosporales; Peronosporaceae
Exons: 2
Coding region: 1-1287 (428 amino acids)
Source: RefSeq, a predicted model, not a curated record